Messenger RNA from Amphibalanus amphitrite, 2760 nucleotides. RefSeq lists its product as uncharacterized. The coding region runs from base 213 to 2441 and encodes 742 amino acids. Gene Ontology annotation, cellular component: lysosome. Gene Ontology annotation, biological process: proteolysis. NCBI's taxonomy places the organism in Eukaryota, Metazoa, Arthropoda, Thecostraca, Balanomorpha, Balanidae. Gene Ontology annotation, molecular function: cysteine-type peptidase activity. The record is from RefSeq and is a predicted model, not a curated record. The transcript is spliced from 10 exons.
GGGGACGACACCUGACCGGCUGGCCGGCGGCGGACGCCAGUUCCACAGAGACACGGCCGUGGAGCGGUGCACCGAACUGGACCGCAGGGAACGCCAUACACAGCUCGGCUCCAUAGUCCAUGGAUACAGAUAAAUUGGAAAGGCGUUGCCGAUGAUAAAAGGUAAGGCCAUCAGCGCUUGUGCUCCGACCGCAUGGACACCGGAAACGCAAGAUGAAGCCCGAGUCCAGGAGCACGACACAAACGAGUCACGACAGAAACAUGACCCCGGCCGGCCGCCGGUCGCGUGGUGGGCACCGUGGCACGCUGCUGACACUAGCACUGGCACUGUGUGCUGGCACCGUCAUAGGACAGCUGAGACCCGACUACUCAGAUCUGCCCGGAAAAUACUGCGAAAAACGCCGUGAGAAUUCGCGAUGCUGCGCCAACCGGACGGACGAGUGCAGCGUGGCCAUCCUGGGCACGGUCUGCUACUGCGACGAGUUCUGUGACCGCGGGCUGAGCGGCGACUGCUGCCCCGACUACUUCGCGCUGUGCCAGAGCGCUCCCCCGCCGCCACCCGCGACCAGAGAUUGCUUAUAUAAGGGACAGACCUUACCGUACGGAACAACUGUGAUGGAUAACUGCAACCCAUGCGCGUGCGGCGGCAGCGCGGCGGCGCCCACAGUGCAGUGCGGCUCUGAGACGUGCCUGAUGGAGCCGCGUCUGCUGCUCCAGCUGGAGGGCGAGGCCGAGCAGCUCGGCUGGACGGCCGCCAACCACAGCCAGUUCUGGGGCCGCACGCUGCGCAGCGGCCUGCUGCAGCUGACCGGCACCGUAUCUCCAGACAGACAGACGGUGGCGCUCACCCACCCGAUCGUCAAGGUGCUGCACGCCGUGCGCCUGCCGGCCGCGUUCGACGCGCGGCGCCGACCGGGCUGGGCGCCGCUGGUGGGCGGUGUGGCCGACCAGGGCUGGUGCGGCGGCUCGUGGGCCGUCUCCACGGCCGACGUCGCCUCCGACCGGCUCUCCAUUCAGAGGGGGGAGCGCGUGGCGCUGAGUCCCCAGCAGCUGCUGAACUGCGUGACCGACACGGAGGGGGGCGGCGGGUGCCGCGGCGGCCGGCCCGACAGAGCCUGGAACCACCUGCGGCACCACGGGGUACGGUCCACCCUGUGUGUCCCGUACCGAUCGGGGCAAACCGGUCGGCGCGGGCGCUGCGACCGCCGAGCGAGCUCCAACCGCACCGUGUGCGCGCGCCGCUACUGGAUGCAGCCCUCCUACCGCAUCGCCAGCAGGGAGCGGGACAUCCGACACGAGAUCCUCACCAGCGGCCCCGUACAGGCGCUGCUGCGAGUGGAGCCGGACUUUUUCCUGUACCGGUCGGGCGUGUACCGCGCCUCUCGGCUGGGCGAGGCCCGAGCCGCUUACCACUCUGUGCGGCUGAUCGGCUGGGGCGAGCAGGUCACUGCCGGACGAGUGACGCCCUACUGGUUGGCGGCCAACUCGUGGGGCACCGGGUGGGGCGAGCGUGGUCUGUUCCGCAUCCGGCGGGGCACCAACGAGGCCGCCAUCGAGUCGUUCGUGGUCGCCUCACUGGCGCGCACGGAGCGACAGGCGGCCGCCGACGACCGGCAGCUGGCCGUCGAGAGGCGCAAGAGCGACCGCGGACCAGCGACUUCGCCCGGCUCACUCCGAGAGCGACUGGACGGCGCCGAGGAUCGAGCGGUAGACGUCAGCAAGAAGGGUAUAUCUGAUGAUGUGGAAGCGUCCGGUGACAUUCUAAUGGACUCUGAUGGUGUGACAAGUGCUGCAACAUACCUGCCUGCCAUAGCAGACGGUGAAACAACAGAGUAUCCGGCAGCGUCCGAGCUCAUAACAUCGGAUAACGUGACGACGCUGGGGUCGGAACUUCUUUCGGAAGAACAUCUUGUGGAAGCUGAGGGAGAGAAGGCGAACGAUCUCUUAAAAUCAGCAGAUCAGAAAGAACACUUGGAAGAGCAGGCGGGUAGCCCCGUGCCAGUUGACAAAGAGAAAAUCGACGUUCCACAGAUGCCUGAACUCAAGGAAACUAAUAUUGCAAAGGGAACGGACCUUGAACAGACGAUUCCCGCUGUGGCUGACAUGCCUGUGACACUCGUAGAAAAUUUCAGCGACAAUGUAGCGACCGUGGUUUCGGCCGCUCCGAAGUCGGUGUCGGAAGACCCCGUCACGACUCUGGCCGAGCCCCCGGUGACGGAUAUCUCGCCGUUCGGCAGCUCCCCUGCUACCGUCGGCGCGAGGACCGGCAGACCCGGGCCGGCGCUGGUGGGGAAAAGAGGAGAGGAUCCGAGGACACCUGCCGCCAAACCUCACACUGAAGGCCCGGUCACUCAGAGUGGGGCUGACCGGAAGGUGGGGACAACCUCCGAACCGGGCGGCUUUUUCAGUAAAUUUUGGGACUGGACGACUGGCCAGGGAUAGACCUCCUUCAGCUCGCUGAAAUAAAGAAGAGGACAACGGUGCGACGUGUUUAAAAAUAUACCACUACAAUACAUUCCUACUUCGGAAUAACCUGCAUGAAGUGCUACCGAGGCUUUCUUCAGAUAGUCUCUAUGUAGGUAUGUGUUUUGUGAUGCUUGUGUUGCUUCUCACUGCCCCGUGUAUGUUCAUGCUCCUGCACUGCCACUGCCGUUUAUCUGAGGGCGUGCCUUUGACGGGGGAAAGUGACAGAGAUUCUAACGAGUAAUGUUCUACUGCAAAGCCGUCUACUUCUACUCAGAAAUAUAUGUUUUAAAAAUAA